Messenger RNA from Pimephales promelas (fathead minnow), 4105 nucleotides. The record is from RefSeq and is a predicted model, not a curated record. NCBI's taxonomy places the organism in Eukaryota, Metazoa, Chordata, Actinopteri, Cypriniformes, Leuciscidae.
GACAUCUUGGAUGACAUGGGGUUGAGUAAAUUAUUAGCAAAAGUUUUUUUUUUUUUUUUAAAGUGAACUACAGUACUUCUUUAAGCAGCUUUAGCAGCAAAUCUGGAUUAUGUGACACUGAAGACUACUGAAAACUCAGCUUUGCUAUCACAGGAAUAAAUUACAUUUCCAAUAUAUUAGAAUAGAAUACCCUAAUUUUAAAUUGUAAUAUUUCACCGGAAUGUUUUACUGUAUCAUGUUUCAGUUUAAGCCUUGAUGAGCCCAAGAGACUUUCAUAACAUUAAAAAAAAUCUUAGUGACCCCAAACGUAGCUACAUAACAUAGCUGGAUAAACAUCUAACUUGCUAUGAGGAGUUAAAAAAAAAACUGAUUUGUAUUCCCAAACAUACCUGAAUAACCAAGGAAGCCACCAAGUUGGAGACCUAGACGUGCUUUGACAUUGUAACCAUCAUUGAAUAUAUUUGUCUUUUAUUGCUAUUUUAAGCAUAAAACACAGGAUUGUGCAUAUUGAAAUAUCCAUAUGUGGCUUGUAGUGAUUAUUAUGAUUAAAAAAAAACAUUCCAGUCAUAAACAGCUUUAUGCUUUAGUUGGUUACGUCAGGUAUGGGGUGUAUUAAACUUUUAGGGUCCUAAAACUGAACACCUCAAUUUUCCUUUCUUUUUUGGGGGGGUUAUGUUAUGUGGUUUGAAAUUGAUCUGUUCUUUAGUCAAGGUAACAUUGUAAGUGGCGAUCAUGCACAAUAUUUGUUGGGAAUUGUUGCUUAUUUAAGCAAGUUAACAAUAUGAGAGGAAUAAGAGAUUACAUGAAGAGAAAGAUAUAAAACGUUCGAAUAUUGAUAUAAAGAAGAUUCAUGUUCAGUUUGCUGUCUGUUGCAAAAUAUGUUUAUUUUUAUUGUUGCAUUUAUUUAUUUAUUUAUUAAUCUGACUUUUUCUUUUGGUCAUUUAUCUGAAGGAAGAGUGUGCUGUAAGAUCAAAUUCAUUAUAAUUUGAUGAAAUUUAAAAAAAAAUGUAUGAAAAAAGCAUAUAUUUUCCACAUUGGCUAUAAUUAUAGGUUCAGUUACGAUUUUAUAUUGUAUUACAAAUAUAUUUAUUUAUUUAUUUAACCAGCUAUGGUAAACCUGUGGUGUUACCUGUGAAAGUGCACAAUUUAAGAAUAAAGUGACAAGAUCAUUGAAAAGCAUAUCCUUCAUUCUAUAGUGACUUUAUUAUUUGCGUAAUGUUUCAGUUUCGGUGCAUUGACAUUUAGAUUGGCUUUUUAUCAAAUGGGCAAAAAAGUUCAUUCUUGAUUGACUGCAAGGCUUCAUAAUGAGGAAAGGAGCUAACAUAACAGAUUAAGUUAAAAAUCUUAAAAUGAACUCACUGUAAGCCUUAUUUCUAUUAAUUACCACAUAAAAUCAUUAUCUGAGUCAUGUUAUUGCACAAUAGUCUUUUAACCACCAGGGGGAACAUGAUUCUAUUGGGAUCUCCAAGACUCACCAUCUCAGUGUUCCUGUAGAGAAAAGAUUUCAGGGGGGAAAAAACAAACAAACAAAAAAACACCACAAUUCCAUAAUGUAAUUUUAUUUAUUUAUUUUUACAGUUUUCCGCUGCCAUUUAUACUGAACCUGUAAUCAUAUUCGUAACCUUUAUAGGCUACUGCAUCCUUAACUGAUGAAAGAAGAGAAAUAAAGAAUUGUCCGACACUAGUUAUUUGGCUUGGUUUUAGAUGUGGUUCAUGAAGAUACAAUGCUGUCUGAAAAGCUCUUAAGAUUAUAUAAAUAAAAUACAUGUGCUUGGGAGGACUUGACACUGUGAACAUCUAAAGAGAAUCCUUUAAUUCAACAGUCUUACAUGGAGGAGAUGAAUGUAACCUGGUUGUGGGCGAAGAGAGAGAGAGAGAUUUAAAUGGAACUAUAGAAAGAGGCAGAAUCGAAGGAACAGAUGGACUUGGGCAGAUUAAGUGAAAUCUGGGUGGGUUUGUCAUGAACAUACAUUCAAGGAUGAGAAUGAAUAAAAGAAAAGAGACAGUGAGAUAAUAAAAGUGAAACUGCAGAGACAGACGCACGUUGGCUGAGGUGUUCCAGGGGGCUCUGGAUGGACCAGGACAGACAGAUGUACCUUGUAGAUUAACCAAGAUCAUGAAGGAUUACAAAGAAAUAGACUAUGGUGAUUAAGACAUGGAAUAAGUACGAAAUACUCUGAAUGUUGUAAUCUCUCCACGAAAGAGGCCAGGUGGGAGAGAUGGGCAAGAACAAAGAGAAGAAACAAGGUCCUUCUUGAUUGAACAACAACAAACACAUCCGAGAGACACAUUCAGCAUAAAGAUUUCCUUUGACUUUGGGUGCUUUGAGGACAUAUUGGCUAUAUUUGUUGCUCGUGGACUGAGGGAACAUUUGUGGAUUUUUCUCCCGGCUGUGAAAAAAAUUGCGUCUUUUAUAUGGAAUCCUAAGAAAGGCAUUGGCAAGUGUUUUCACUUCCUCAAAUCCGUCUCAUUUCCUUUCCUUUCCCUCCUCAGCUCAUCAUCUCACUUCCACCGACCUUAAAUUCUGCAUCUUCAAUUCCUAUUCAUUUCCCUCGCUCAUGGACUCCUCCUCUCUGACUUUUGACAUUGGCAUGCGGCUUCAAUCAUGUUUAGUAAUCUUACUUUCCCAUACUCCACUGCCCGCAUUUCCUCCUCAACUGGAAUUUCAUCUGUAGGUGCAUAUGCAUGCAAAGCUUCUUUCUCAGAGCCUGGAUGUUGUCUUUUCCUUGUUAUCUGCUUUAUCAGGUACUAUCUGUAUCAUUCCACCAUGUUGGAGCAGAUGUCUCGCAGGAGUCGGUCCUUGCUGUCUCUUUCGCUGACCUCUCUGGCCCUAGCGCUCUCUGUGCUGGCCUUCUGCACCUCAUAUUGGUGCGAGGGCACACAUAAAGUGGUCAAACCUCUCUGUCUGUCGCCUGUGAAAAUGAAGAACUGCGGACAGAACAACAGCCAGCCUUACACAGCUGAGGUCCCAACAGCAGACCCUAAGAAACCAGCUUCCAAUGUGACAAUGUCCCCAAAGCAGAAGGAGGAAAUGGACCGAAUAAAAGCCAAAAAUCUGGCAAAUGCAGUCCAUUACAUCUGGGAGACGGGAGAAGACAAAUACAUGUUGCGCUACUUUCACACUGGCUUCUGGUUGUCCUGUGAGAAACACAGCGAAGGUGAGAAAUGUCGGAGCUUUAUUGAACUGACCCCUGGAGAAACACAAGGAGUUCUGUGGCUCUCAGUCAUAUCCGAGUUUGCAUACAUCAGCCUCCUGGCGAUGGGCUUCCUUCUGAUGUGGGUGGAACUGCUGCUCCUGUGUCUGAAUAAGGAAAUGCAUGCGCUCAAGAUCAAUGCUUUUGCUGCCAUGUGUACUGUGCUGUCUGGUCUGAUGGGAAUGGUGGCACAUAUGAUGUAUACAACAGUAUUCCAGAUGACUGUCAGCAUCGGGCCCAAGGACUGGAGACCACAGACCUGGGACUACGGCUGGUCGUUUGCCAUGGCGUGGAUCUCCUUCAGCUGUUGCAUGGCAGCGGCCGUUUUCACCCUGAACUCUUACACCAAGACUGUGAUCGAGAUGAAGCACCGUGCCCGGAUCCGUCUGGAGGAGGCCCGUGCCGCCAGCCACGCGCCGCCCUAUGAUGAGGUCAUCACGACCGGUGGUGGGAGCCUCUACUCGGUCAGCCAACUGGUUCAGCAAAGCCAGAAGGGUGCGUUUAUCGACACUGUGUGGACCCCCGGGGAGGAAGUAUCUGGUGGGGGUAUGGUGGGGGUGAAAAGUCCUCACGGACUGGUGCUGGUGAGGGGGUGCGGGAGAGAGGGAUGCGAGGACUGCGAGAGAGAAAUGGAUGAGGUGGAAGAUGAGUUGGAGAGGGAAGGGAAUGAUGAAAUGUGCUGAGGAGACAUGAUAAUAAGGGACAUUCGCACGGAAGUAACGCCCAACUAAACUGCAGGAAGUCCUUCGUCAUUGGCAGCAUCAGUGACCAAGUUUACAUGCAUGUCAUUUUCCAAUUCAGAUCCAUACUUUGGUUAAGCCUUUAUUCUGAAAAAGACGUUUACAUGUAUUGCAGCCAUUAAAAUAUCCCUUCACGUAAUCAGCAUAUUCCGAAUAAACAUGUGAAGUUUC